UUGGCUUCUGGAGGGGAUGAUGCUGCAAUCUUGCUUUGGAAACUGAAUGGCAAUAAGGAGCCUGAACAAACCCCGGCCUUUCAGGAAGAUGAAGAUGAUCAGCUCAAUAAAGAGAGCUGGAGUGUCGUCAAAACGCUGAGGGGACAUAUUGAGGAUGUAUAUGAUAUCUCAUGGACAAGUGAUGGGAAUUUCAUGGUUUCGGGCUCUGUGGACAACACUGCCAUCAUGUGGGAUGUCAACAAGGGUCAAAAGAUGUGCAUUUUUAAUGAUCAUAAGAGUUAUGUGCAAGGAGUAACAUGGGACCCACUUGGACAGUACAUCAGCACAUUAAGCUGUGACAGGGUGAUGCGUGUGUACAGUGCUCACAACAGGAAAAAAGCUUACUGUGUGAGUAAGAUGACUUCAGCCGCCGCUGCAGACGGAGAGGUGAAGAACUACAGAAUGUUCCACGAUGACAGCAUGAGAUCGUUCUUCAGACGUCUCACAUUCACACCAGAUGGGUCAUUCCUCCUUGCACCAGCUGGGUGUGUCGAGGCUGGAGAGAAUGUCACAAACACAACAUACGUAUUCUCCAGAAAAAGCUUUAAGAGGCCCAUAGCUCAUCUGCCCUGUCCAUCUAAAGCCACACUGGCUGUGCGCUGCAGCCCAGUGUACUAUGAGCUGAGGACAAAAAGAGCUGAAGAUGGUUCACUGAAGCCAGUGUCAAACACGUUUAAUUUGCCAUAUCGGCUGGUGUUUGCAGUUGCAUCAGAAGACUCAAUCUUCUUUUAUGACACACAACAGAUGCUGCCAUUUGGAUACGUGUCUAACUUCCACUAUCACACACUGAGUGAUCUCAGCUGGUCUCGUGAUGGCUCCUUCUUGGCUGUCUCAUCCACUGAUGGUUACUGUUCCUUCGUGUCAUUUGAGGAAGGGGAGCUGGGCACUCCACUGAAGGAGCGACCUCCACUGGAGAUGGUGACCCCAACUUCUACUAAUGAGAAGAAAGGCAAGAGACCCUCAGCCAAUGGCAGGACUGCUUCCCCAAUCCCUCGCCAGGCCAACACACCUGCACAGGAAAAGGAGAAAGAGGGAUCUGCUAGUCUUGCAUCCUCCAAGACCCCCAGCGUACCUGUUCCAGAUGAGAAGCGCACAUCUCAAGCGCUGCAAACCAAACCUCAGCCCAGAAGGAUCACACUCAAUACCCUGGCAGGCUGGGGCAAACCCAGCACCCCCAAAUCACCGGCAACUGCCCCCAACACACCCAAAUCUGCUCCCUCCACCCCUGGAUCCAGCAGAGGACCCCUGACACCUCUUACAGCCCUCAGCACUCCGCUUGGACCCCUCAACUCCAAAAAUACCACAACUCCAAAAGGACCAACUCCUAGACGAAUUUCACUGACUCCAAUUGUAUCCAAAUCCCCCACUCCUUUUGUCACCCCAUCUUCCACUGAGAAAGCCAAGCACGAGAGACCAUCUCCCCCCAGUGACCCAGUGUGCAAUCCUCCUGAAUCCAAGAGGUCCAAGACUGAUGUUCCCAAUGGUUCUGCCCAGAGCAGUGAGCACAAAAUGGACACAAAACCCAGCGUCAAACCCCAGGAGCCAUAAACACUGACUGUGGUUCUUUGUUCCUUCGCUUUAACA
This is a messenger RNA of Sinocyclocheilus grahami, 1623 nucleotides long. RefSeq names its product chromatin assembly factor 1 subunit B-like. The record is from RefSeq and is a predicted model, not a curated record. Gene Ontology annotation, cellular component: nucleus; CAF-1 complex. Lineage: Eukaryota; Metazoa; Chordata; Actinopteri; Cypriniformes; Cyprinidae. The annotation marks the transcript as partial. Gene Ontology annotation, biological process: nucleosome assembly; DNA replication-dependent chromatin assembly. Gene Ontology annotation, molecular function: protein binding. The transcript is spliced from 12 exons.